Messenger RNA from Juglans regia (Persian walnut), 834 nucleotides. RefSeq lists its product as uncharacterized. The coding region runs from base 1 to 834 and encodes 277 amino acids. The transcript has a single exon. Lineage: Eukaryota; Viridiplantae; Streptophyta; Magnoliopsida; Fagales; Juglandaceae. The record is from RefSeq and is a predicted model, not a curated record.
AUGGAAAAAUUUAGGAAUGCAUUGGAUGAUGGGGGUUUGAGGGACCUCAGAUGGAAAGGAAUAAAGUACACUUGGAGCAAUGGGCACGGAGAUGAGACUUUCAUUAAAGAAAGACUGGAUCGAGCUGUAGCAAAUAUAGAGUGGAGGAUAGGAUUUGAUGAGGUCCAGGUGGAGACAGUUUUGGCUUGGUGUUCAGAUCAUCUGCCUAUACUCUUAAGUUGUUCAAGGGGUUGGAAGGACAAUAGAAGAUAUAAGAGGUUUUUCAGAUAUGAAAUGUGUUGGGAUAAGGAUGAGGAUUGUGGGAAAGUAAUAGAGAGGGCCUGGAAGUAUCAAUCAGGAGGGGUUCAAAACAAACUUAUUUCUUGUAGACAAGCUCUGUGCCAUUGGUCUAAGGAGGCAGAUGAAAAAAGGAGUGGAACUAUAAAGGAAUUGACUGAUAAGCUAAAGAUCCUAAAAGAAACUGAGGGUCCUGAGAAGAUAACUGAAAUUAAGCUGAUUAGUGGGAGACUGAGUACACUGCUUGAUCAAGAGAAUGUUUGGUGGAAACAGAGGGCAAAUAGUCACUGGCUGCAACAAGGGGACCGCAAUACCAAGUAUUUUCAUGCUUGUGCAACUCAGAGGAGAAAAAAGAACACCAUUGUGGAAAUCGAAAAUGCCCAGGGGCAAUUGAUGAAGGAAAAAGCAGAUAUUGAUGAGGCUUUUAUGGGUUGUUUUUCUGAACUCUUUACAACAACACACCCAUCCAUCCGUGAGAUUGAAGAGUGUAUUUCCUCCACUGACUCGAGGAUUAAUGAAGAUAUGAGAGGGGAGUUAGAAAGGGAUUUCUCCUUUUAG